Protobothrops mucrosquamatus (brown spotted pit viper) is the source of this 842-nucleotide messenger RNA. It is a transcript of the gene ZFAND2A, whose product is annotated as zinc finger AN1-type containing 2A. Gene Ontology annotation, biological process: proteasome-mediated ubiquitin-dependent protein catabolic process; protein targeting to ER. Bases 204 to 725 code for a protein of 173 amino acids. The transcript is spliced from 7 exons. Gene Ontology annotation, molecular function: zinc ion binding. Gene Ontology annotation, cellular component: endoplasmic reticulum; cytoplasm. The record is from RefSeq and is a predicted model, not a curated record. Lineage: Eukaryota; Metazoa; Chordata; Lepidosauria; Squamata; Viperidae.
CGCCGGAGCGCUUGGCGGGUUGUGUGUUUUUGUGUUAGUCUACACAGGCCUUUGUGUUUUUAUCGCAGAUCCUGCGAGGUCCCUACCCUGCCCGCCACGUUGGAGAGAACCGACACGGGAGUGCGUUCCCACAGCUUGCUAAACCCAGUGCGAGUGUGUGGCUAAAUAACCAUAAUUCUGGGAAGUUGUGGGCUUCUGAAGAAAUGGAAUUCCCAGACCUGGGACAACACUGCUGCGAGAAGACCUGCAGACGGCUGGAUUUUCUUCCUCUGAAAUGUGACGCCUGCAAGGAGCUUUUCUGCAAAGACCACAUUGUCUACAGGCGACACAAGUGUUCUUCAGCGUAUAAGAAGGAUGUACAGGUUCCAGUCUGCCCUCUUUGCAACACCCCGGUCCCUGUCAGAAAGGGAGAGAUGCCCGACGUAGCUAUGGGGGCCCAUAUGGAUCGGGACUGUCAACAGGAUUCAGCCCAGCAGAAGCAGAAAAUCUUCACCAACGAAUGCUUCAAAGGAGGCUGCAGAAAGAAAGAGAUGAUGAGGCUGGUUUGUGACCAGUGUCACCAGAACUUUUGUCUUCGUCAUCGGCAUCCUUCAGAUCACAACUGCCCGGGACGGAUUUCACCUGUCUCCAAAGCUGGGUGUGCAGCUAUAAUGAGAUCCCUGCAAUCCAGGAAUAAUUCUCCCAACUGUCCUUUUCUACAAAAUGGAUGCAAAGCAAAAGGUUGAUGUCUACAGCUGGGAACUAAACCUACGGAAGCCUGUCAUAUUGCUGUCCCUCUUUAGCUUUUAAAAAUCUAUUGUACCCUUUUGCACAUUUUCUGAUUAAAUGGACUCCUUACGUUG